ACUGUCAGCAGAAGAAGAAGCCUUCACAAAGCCAAAAGAAAAUGGCGGUCUUCUCUAUGAUGCUUUGGCAAAACCUACAAAGGUGUAUAAAGAAAACAACCAAUUUACCCAAAAGGAGAAAAAAUUAGUAUGUGAGGUGAAGUUGCUGAAGAAAUUGGCUCCGUUUGCCUUUAUAACCCUCUAUCUGCCAUUGUCAAUUCCCCAGAUAUUUACUACAGUUGUCGUCUUCUCUUCAUUUAAUGAGAUAUCAGUGAUGCCUCAUCAGAUUCAGGGACAAAAUGGGCAGCAGGGUAUGUGGAUGUACCAAUGCGUUCAUUGUAAAAAAAACUUUCCUUCAAGCCAAGCCAUAGCAGGCCAUACAAAGGGUCAUUUCAGGGAUGGCUGGGUUAAAGGAACCCCCCAAAGCAAAGUAUUUGUGCUAUUUUCUGAGUAUCAACAGCAGCAGGGUUCUAUUACUGACUCAACAAUUCCCGAGAAACAGAUUUUUUCUGCAGCAACAUCUGACACUGACUUAACAGAUGCUCAUCGAUUGCCAAAAGGUGAUGUACAAAAUUCCAGAUGCCCGGCCGCACGACCUCCAUCUCCAGCUUCGUCUAGCAGACAACCACGAAUCCCUAGGCAUCAUUUGAGGCUUCGUGAUCUGAAGAUACUAGCUAGGCUCAGGGCUCGUCUUACCAGAGAGGAGCAAGAAGUCAUUUUGCGUCUUCUUGAUAGUGCUAUGGAACAGGCAAAACAAUGCAAGAAGAACACUGAGGCGGAGGUGAUCCCAAAUAGAAACUCAGAAGCAGCAGCCGCGAUUGGAACUACCGACAAAGAUACCAAUGACACCACUGAGGAAUCGGAUGAUGAGUCCAAAAAUAUGUGAUCAUAUGGUUAAAGCAUAUGCAAUAGUUUCUGGUUUAUUUCUUGUUAAUUAUGGUUUUGAAGAUUGUUCGAAUUAUUAGCGAAGUGUUUUAUUAAAUGUAUGGACAGUAAAACGACGUUGGUUUUUUAGAUCAUCUAGGAGUACUGUUAAACAAGGUUCUUCCCUUUAUCCCCUCUGUUAAAUGAAUGUAUAUGUGACUGCUACUGAGGCAUUGUUUGGGAGGCCGCAGUUAGGUGCUAUCUUAAUUGAAGAUAUAUGUAUGUUUUGCUA
Messenger RNA from Solanum dulcamara, 1135 nucleotides. RefSeq lists its product as uncharacterized. The record is from RefSeq and is a predicted model, not a curated record. The transcript has 5 exons. Lineage: Eukaryota; Viridiplantae; Streptophyta; Magnoliopsida; Solanales; Solanaceae. The coding region runs from base 254 to 865 and encodes 203 amino acids.